UUUUUUCUCUUCGUUUGAUAUUGAAAAGGGUUUCCAGUUGAUAAUCGGUUAUGGAUGGUCCGGUGCGCGCUCUCCAUCCCAGCCCGCGCACAUCAGAAAACCGGAUCCUCUUCGAGACUUUGCUCCUUUCAGUCAUAGUUCAGUGACAGACUGGAGACGAGGGGAGCAGGUUUUACGUCCCCCAGAAGAAGGUGACUCGAAAGUGAUGCCGUUCCAGGAGGUGUGGGCGCGGAGCAUGUGUCGGCCCAUGGAGCAGUUGGUAGAUGUGGAGCAGGAGUACCCUGGAGAGUUGGAGUACAUCUACAUGCCUGCUUGUGUCCCACUUUGGCGAUGCUCCGGUUGCUGUGGGGAUGAAAACCUGGAGUGCCAGGUUACACUUGAGAGCAACAUCACUCUGCAGGUGAUGAGGCUUCAUCCCAUGAUAUCUAUGCACCAUGUGGAACUCACAUUUGUGGAGCAUCAGACAUGUGAAUGCAGAGCCCGUCAGAAGCUUCCAAACGAUAAAAGCAGCAGUGAGUCUAUAAAAAACAGGCCUCGGAGGAGGAAACACAAGAAGACGGGAAACGGCUGUGGGAAGUGCCAGUUCCCUCAAACCAAGAUAAAUCUUCAUUGAUCCACGUUGGUCCGAAGUUUAAUUUGAAGGAGUUUUGAGGAGCGAACAACACAUUUGUACAUUUAUUAUAUCUCAUGGUUCAUUCUAUGUCCAUUAAUUUGUUUCCUCAACCCCUACAUCCAUCAACUAUCAGACUCUCCUACUCUCCAUCUUGUCUGUGACACUCUUAUCUCUUCUGAUUGAUUACCAAAGAAAACAAUAAGUCAUGCAGAGUACUAACGGGUAACUGCUGUUUUGAAAGGACCAAGGUAAAUGUUAAAGAUAGCUUUUACAAUUGUUGAUUUUGUAUGAGGUUUUCAUGGCAGACACAGACAGAUUAAAACAGGUAUAGAGAUAAUGGGUGGAAUGCAGCAAGCUCGUCGGCUGCCAGGAGAAGGAUUAAAGCUUUUGUCCAGCCUCAAGUGUUCCCUGAUUAACUGUCUGAUCAUUCAAACAACAUUCACAGAGAGGAUAAAAACUCCUCAAUCCCUUCUGUGUGUAAAGUGGUAUAUAUCCUGCCUAAAAAUAAGUUUGUGAAAUAAAAUCUCUCACAAAAA
Notolabrus celidotus (New Zealand spotty) is the source of this 1149-nucleotide messenger RNA. It is a transcript of the gene pgfa, whose product is annotated as placental growth factor a. Lineage: Eukaryota; Metazoa; Chordata; Actinopteri; Labriformes; Labridae. Gene Ontology annotation, biological process: sprouting angiogenesis; positive regulation of mast cell chemotaxis; positive regulation of protein phosphorylation. The transcript is spliced from 7 exons. Gene Ontology annotation, cellular component: membrane. Bases 206 to 613 code for a protein of 135 amino acids. Gene Ontology annotation, molecular function: growth factor activity; chemoattractant activity; vascular endothelial growth factor receptor binding. The record is from RefSeq and is a predicted model, not a curated record.